Pelmatolapia mariae (spotted tilapia) is the source of this 1080-nucleotide messenger RNA. Its product is annotated as homeobox protein Hox-A2a. The transcript is spliced from 2 exons. Lineage: Eukaryota; Metazoa; Chordata; Actinopteri; Cichliformes; Cichlidae. Bases 4 to 1080 code for a protein of 358 amino acids. Gene Ontology annotation, cellular component: nucleus. The record is from RefSeq and is a predicted model, not a curated record. Gene Ontology annotation, molecular function: RNA polymerase II cis-regulatory region sequence-specific DNA binding; DNA-binding transcription factor activity, RNA polymerase II-specific. Gene Ontology annotation, biological process: regulation of transcription by RNA polymerase II.
GAGAUGAAUUACGAAUUCGAGCGAGAGAGCGGUUUUAUCAAUAGUCAGCCGUCGCUUGCUGAGUGCCUGACAUCUUUCCCCCCUGUCGCUGAUUCAUUUCAAAGUUCAUCAAUCAAGAGCUCGACGCUUUCACGCCCGACACUGAUUCCUCCUCCCUUUGAGCAGACCAUUCCCAGCCUCAACCCGGGCAGCCAUCCUCGGCAUGGCCGGCCUAGACACAGCCCCGACGGAUGUAGCCCGCUGCCUACCGCCUCCUUACCCCCGGAGUACCCAUGGAUGCGGGAGAAGAAAGCCUCCAAGAGGAACCACCUGCCGACUUCCACUGCUACUACCAUCUCCAACGGACCCGUGUGCUUCUCUCCGAAAGGCUCGCCUGAGAUCGUGGAGAGCGGUGGGGGAGGAGGGGGCUCCCGUCGGCUGAGAACAGCGUACACUAACACACAGCUGCUGGAGCUGGAGAAGGAGUUCCACUUCAACAAGUAUCUGUGCCGGCCCAGGAGGGUGGAAAUAGCGGCCCUGCUGGACCUGACCGAGAGGCAGGUUAAAGUCUGGUUCCAAAACCGACGCAUGAAGCACAAGCGGCAGACCCAGAGCAAGGAGAACCACAACGGGGACGGUAAGGGGCUGAGCGCCGAGGACGGCAUUCACAGCGAGGAAGAGGACGAGGUCCCCCAGUACGAGCAGAGCGGGGCCCUGCUGGAAAGAGAUACCUGCUCCUUUCAAAACAACACACAGCAGCUCCACAAUGGAGAGUCGAUGAGCUUUGCUGCUGCGCCGCUGAACAGCAAUGACAAAAAUCUGAAACAUUUUCCCAACCCGUCACCCACUGUUCCGGGCUGCAUGUCAACAAUGGGCCCCGGCUCGGCAUCUGGCCCGGACAAUGGCGACAGUCCCCCGGCCCUGGAUGUUUCUUUACACGAUUUUCAACCUUUCUCCUCGGAUUCCUGCCUGCAGCUCUCCGAUGCAGCCUCGCCGAGCUUGUCAGAGUCUCUGGACAGCCCCGUGGACAUUUCUACGGACAGUUUCUAUUUUUUCUCGGAGUCUCUAACUACAAUCGACUUGCAGCAUCUGAACUAUUAA